Messenger RNA from Camelus dromedarius (Arabian camel), 3346 nucleotides. RefSeq names its product tigger transposable element-derived protein 1-like. Gene Ontology annotation, cellular component: nucleus. The coding region runs from base 1721 to 3346 and encodes 541 amino acids. The transcript is spliced from 2 exons. The record is from RefSeq and is a predicted model, not a curated record. Gene Ontology annotation, molecular function: DNA binding. NCBI's taxonomy places the organism in Eukaryota, Metazoa, Chordata, Mammalia, Artiodactyla, Camelidae.
CUCGGCCCAGUCCUUUCCGGGGGGUGUGGUCGGCCCCCCUUCCGCGCUUGCGCUGGGCGGCGACGCUCCUUUGUGCUCGCGAGCGGUAGGCGGGCCCAGACAUCUCCAUGGUUACCGGUGGGCCGAGCCGUUGGUUUCCAGAGCAACCCUGGGUACCCACUAGUGUCUGAAAGAGGAUGGGAACGGUGGGUUGAGGGCAGAGAUGCCGAGCGAGAGGCAGUGAGGAGAGACAGACGCAGAGACUCGGGGGUAGGGGGUGCUGCGAGGAGAGACAGUAAACGUAAGUGAACAGACAUAGCGACGGAGACACGGGCAGGACAGAAAGACAUCGGAGAGGGAUUCUACUCUCAGAGAGCUAGACAGUGAUGAGAAGACAGAGGGUCAGAGUCAGGUCUGGGCAGACGUGUGGCAGAACAGUUAGCAAGACGGAGAGAUAUCAGGGCGGGAUGGAGAGGAAAGGAGAGACAAAGAGGGAGAAUAGAUUUACAGCGACAAGAUGUGAAGAUCGAGAUUCAAGGGACAGACAAGGAUCAGGAGUACAUAAGCAAGAGGAAGAAAGGGACAGAAAUUAGAGUCACAGUAAAAUGGAUCGAGAGUUUUCAAAGGCUCAGAGAAGGGUGAUAGACAGCAAGAAGAGAGACAGAUAGAGCUGGAGGGACACUUGAGGAAAACUUGUCCAAAACUUGCCAAUAAGACAAAAAAGAUGACUGGAAGACUUCUAUGAGUUCCCUAGCACGUCCUCUACCAAGCCUUCUUCAGGUCAUCUGAUUCCCUAAGCGAAGCAACUCUUUUUCACUUAACUGCUUUUGAUCAGAGUCCAGAUACUGUGACAUUGGAUGCUAACUUGUAAAAGGCUGAUAGGUUGUAAGUGCUUUCUGUCCAGUAGAAAAAUGUACCCCAAGGUUUUUACCACCCUGUAGGACACUAAGCAGGACACUAAGAUGCCUUAGCCUGUCCACUGCCCUAUAGGGCACUAAUAAUCCGACUUUGCUCUUUUAUAUCAGUGUUCGUUCUUUCUUUCAGCAUCUCUGUUGUUCCUCCUCUCUUACCUUCCCGGAACCACCUAUAUCAUCCUGUCACUUCCCACUGGUGGUGAAUAAAUCACGUGCUCACUCAGUUUGUUUCCAGCUGUUUUGAAAUUUUUAUUUUGACAGUCUGAAGAAAUCUGGUUCUCCAGAAUGGAGGACAGACAUGGAAAAAGAGGAAACAGUGAGACAGAGCCAAGAAGGGAAGGAGGUAGGAUGACGGACAGAAAGAGACUGAAAGUAGAUGGCGGGUGAGACUGGAGAGUGAAAUAAAUCGGCGAGAAAGCCAGCCUUGGAGAGAGACGUCCUGGGGCACCCCCUCCUGGACUCUGCGCUCUGCGGGCUGGCCGCCGAACUACAUUCCCCGGCAGGCUCCGGGGCGACCAGGCGGGGCCCCUAGCCAGCCGUCGGGGGGCGGGGCCCACGCGGCCUCCUCCAAUCACGGUCGUCGCUUGGCGACAUUCCGCCUCCGCCGACAAGAUGAAGGCUGGGCUCGGCCGCCGCCCGCAAGCGUCGCGUGAGGCAGGAGAUACGGACAGCCUGCGGCCCCGCCGGCCUAGUUGAGGCAGCCGGCCCGUGUCGCGGUCCGGAGGUCAGGGCCAAGAUGCCAGCCGCCCUGAAGUCAGUGGGCAAGGGAUGGGAACAAAUAUUCUCUUCCGGGGCCCGGAGAGAGGGAUGCCGGCCUCAAGACCCCCAUGAAGAGGCUGCUGAGCGCAGGCCAGCGCCGAAGCAUCAAGCGGGACCGUAAGGCCAUCAACCUGCAGGUGAAGCUAGAGGUGCUAUGGUGCUUCGAAGCCGGAGAGAAGCUCAGCAGAAUCGGGAGGACCCUGGGACUCUCCACCUCCACCGUGGCCACCAUUCGUGACAACAAGGAUAAGAUCCGAGCGAGUUCCCAGGCAGCCACCCCGCAGGCGGCCACCAAGCUGAUGUGCAGCUGCAGCCUGGUGAUGGAGAACAUGGAGCGGUUGCUAAGCGUGUGGAUUGAGGACCAGAACCAGCGCAAUGUGCCGGUUAGUGUAGUGCUCAUCCAGAAGGCCUGCAGCCUGUUCCAGGAGCUCAAGCAGGCGCAGGGUGGGGGUGCUGAGUCUGAGACAUUCGGAGCCAGCCACGGCUGGUUCGCACGCUUCAAGGAGUGGCACGGGCUGGCCACCCCGGGGGCCAGCGGCGAGGCGGCGCACGUGGAUGCAGAGGCUAUGCGCAGGUACCCGGCGCUGCUGUGGAGGGUGAUCCUGGAGGGCGGCUACACGGCCCAGCAGGUGUUCAACGUGGAUGAGACCCGGCUCUUCUGGAGGUGGCUGCCGGACUGGAAGGUCCUUUCCCCGGCCGAGAAGCCGGCCCCUGGGCUCAGAGCUGCCCGAGAUCUCCUGACCCUGCUCCUCGGUGGCAACGCAGCUGGAGACUUCAAGCUGAAGCCGCUGCUGGUGUACCCCUUGGAGAACCCGCGUGCCCUCAGGGGCUUCUCCAAGCCCAACCUGCCAAUGCUGUGGCGCUCGCACAAGAAGGCCUGGGUCACCAUGGGCCUCUUCCAGGAGUGGUUUGUGUACUUCUGUCCCCCUGUGGAGAGGUACUGCGCCCAGCAUGGGCUCCGGCAUAAAGCGCUGCUCAUCCUGGACAGUGCUCCCGGCCGGCCCGCGAACCUGGACGACCUCUCUGACCACGUGCGCGUGGAGUACCUGCCGAAGAACACCACGGCCCUCCUCCAGCCCAUGACCCAGGACGUGGUUGCCGCCUUCAAGGCCUGCUACCUGCGGAGGCUCUUCCGCCUGUUGACAGCACGGGCGGGAAGUGCAGGUGAGCAGUCGGCGGUCCUGGACUUCUGGCGGGACUACAGCAUCCUGGAUGCUGUGUACAACAUCUCCGAGUCCUGGGAGGAGGUCUCUUCCGCGGUGCUGAAUGGGGGCUGGCGGAAGCUGUGGCCUGAGUGCCUCCAGCACGAUGCUGGCAGCCGGCAGGUGGAAACCCUCUCGCAGAUCCGGCGGCACGUCAUGGCGCUGGCGCACCGUGUGGGUUUCAGCGAGGCGGUGGAGGCGGAUGUGGUGGAGCUGCUGCAGAGCCAGGGCGCUGACCUGUCCAAUGAAGAACUGGUGGGGCUGGAGCAGGAGCGGGCAGCUGGGGAGGAAGGUGAGGACAGCUUGGCCCCCCCCCCCCCCCGCCAGCUGAUGGCCAGGCACCUGGCCAAGGCCCUAGCACAUUUCGAUGCCGGCCUGCAGAUCCUCAGGGACAAUGAUCCCAACCUGGAGUGCAGUCUCGGCGUCUGCAGGGGUGUGAACAACGCUGUCAGCUGCUACCGAGAGCUCUUCAAGGAGAGCGGCCGCAAGUAG